This is a messenger RNA of Condylostylus longicornis, 1322 nucleotides long. It is a transcript of the gene Nup44A, whose product is annotated as nucleoporin seh1. Gene Ontology annotation, cellular component: nuclear pore outer ring; Seh1-associated complex. The record is from RefSeq and is a predicted model, not a curated record. The transcript is spliced from 4 exons. Lineage: Eukaryota; Metazoa; Arthropoda; Insecta; Diptera; Dolichopodidae. Gene Ontology annotation, biological process: cellular response to amino acid starvation; positive regulation of TORC1 signaling. The coding region runs from base 118 to 1200 and encodes 360 amino acids. Gene Ontology annotation, molecular function: protein binding; structural molecule activity.
CAGACUCAUUUUCCUAAAUAAAAAAACUUCAAAAUUUUGCCGCUUGUUGAGAAUAAAAUUAGAAUAUAAAAUAAAACACAAAAAUAAAAAAUAUAUAAGUAGUUGCAUUAUUUAAGAAUGUUUGAAGUUGAAAGUAUUCGAGCUGAUCACAAAGAUGUUAUUCAUGAUGUAGCUUACGAUUAUUAUGGCAAAAGAUUUGCUACAUGUUCCAGUGAUCAAACUAUAAAGAUAUGGGAUUUGGAUGAAAAUGAUCAUUGGGCAGUUUCUGCGAGUUGGAAAGCACAUUCCGGCUCUAUAUGGAGGGUUUCAUGGGCUCAUCCGGAAUUUGGUCAAGUCAUUGCUACCUGUUCUUUUGAUAGAACAGCUUCAGUUUGGGAGGAAAUUGUGGGAGAAAAAACGACUCCAACAAUGAGUCCAGUUAAAAGAUGGCAGAGAAGAACAGCUUUGGUUGAUUCUAGGACCAGCGUAACAGAUGUUAAAUUUGCUCCAAAAAUUUUAGGUCUUUUAUUAGCGACAGCUUCAGCAGAUGGAAUAAUUAGAAUAUACGAAGCUCCUGAUAUUAUGAAUCUUUCUUUAUGGCCAGUUCAACAUGAAAUUGCUUGCAAAGUUCCUCUAAGUUGUUUAUCUUGGAAUAAGUCAAUGUAUAGAUCACAUUCCCCGCUAAUUGCAGUGGGCAGCGAUGAUAAGUCGGCUGACGGUGGCAAAGUAUUUAUAUUUGAAUAUAGUGAGAGUGCUAGAACGUGGUCUAAAGUGGAAAUUAUAAAUAGUAUAACAGAUCCAGUUCAUGACAUUGCAUUUGCUCCAAACGUCGGUAGAAGUUAUCAUAUUUUAGCAGUAGCCAGUAAAAAUUUGCAUAUACUAAAUAUAAAACCAAUAUCAGAUCCGAAUGGCACAAACCGAUUAGAAGUGCAGACUGUAGCUCAGUUUAGUGAUCAUUACUGCCAAGUUUGGAGAGUUUGUUGGAAUAUAUUUGGUACAAUGCUAGCCUCCUCUGGGGAUGAUGGUUGCGUACGAAUUUGGAGAAUGAAUUAUAUGAAAACAUGGAAAUGUGCAGGUGUUCUAAAAUCUGAAGGAUGCCAACCACCUCAAGAAAAAACUAAUGUUCAAACUGCUAAUAAUGCUGGUUCGUCAACUCCACAAUACAAAUAUUAUAAACGUGGAAAUAUUGUUACCAAUGCGACACACGUUCCUUGGCAUUAGUAUAGUUAUCUAUUUGGGUUUACAAACAUGCAUUUCCAAUAAUAUUUUAUUUGUAUAAAGUUCAAACUAUAGCAAUUUAUAAUUACAAGUGGAAGCAAGUUUUUAUAAAAAAAAAUUUAUUA